AUGGCAGGCACCGCUAGACAUGAUCGAGAGAUGGCUAUAAACGCCAAAAAGCAGCUGGCAGGGUGCUCUGACCCCGUGGAGAGACUAAGACUACAGUGUCUCACGAGAGGCUCCUCUGGCAUCAAGGGUCUUGGCAGAACCUUCAAAAUCAUGGAUGACAACAGCAACCGCAGCCUGGACUUGAAAGAGUUUAUAAAGGGCCUGAACGACUAUGGAGUUUUGAUGGAAAAGGAAGAGGCCACCGCACUUUUUCAACAGUUUGACAGAGACGGCAGUGGAACCAUUGACUUUGAUGAAUUUCUCAUUACUCUCAGGCCACCCAUGUCAAAGGCCAGAAAACAAGUUGUCAUGGAGGCGUUUCGGAAGCUGGACAAGACUGGAGAUGGGGUGAUAACUGUGGAGGACCUCAGAGGUGUGUACAACGCUAAGUACCACCCCAAAUAUCAGAACGGGGAGUGGACGGAGGACGAGGUUUUUCGGACGUUUCUGGACAGCUUUGACUCCCCUUAUGAGAAGGAUGGAAAGGUGACCCAGGAAGAGUUUAUGAAUUAUUAUUCUGGUGUGACCAAAGACGAGUUCUUCAGUUACUACUCGGGGGUGAGUGCUUCCAUUGACAGUGACGUCUACUUCAUCCUGAUGAUGAGAAAUGCAUGGAGACUUUGA
Molecule: messenger RNA, 663 nt
Organism: Knipowitschia caucasica
Lineage: Eukaryota; Metazoa; Chordata; Actinopteri; Gobiiformes; Gobiidae
Source: the annotation of a GenBank genome assembly